CAACGUACGUAAACGAAUUUAUUAUUCACCGUUCUCCCAUUCUAAACACAAAAGAAAGCCACACUUGCAGCACAAUGAAAAUACAUCUAUAACAUACUUUGCGUAAGAAAUAAAACAAAAACAUCAACAACGAGUGCAACUUAUCAUCCACGCGUCAUCGAUCACAAUAAAACCGAGCACCUGCAAAAACAGACACUGCUCGAUCUUUCGCAAUCGACAAAAUCCCCCUCACCUAAAAUCCCUCCACGAACCCAUCGAAACCAAAAAGUAAAAAAAAAAAAAAUUCCGAAAAUUAAUCGCCGAGGGACUCGAAGAACAAUCCCCCGCGACGCGAGCAUACGUACCUGCUCGGUCGCGCGGCGACGCGCGCGCGAGUACCUCGUCGGUCCUCCCGAUGGCUCGUACGCUCACUCACUCAUACUCGUAUACCGCGACUCGUACGUGAAACGACGCAUACAUCGAGGAUCGCGGGCCGUGGCCUCGCGUCGGUAGUACUCGUAGAUCGCGAUCGGGCGUUCCGUGGGGACGAGCCGCUCAGUCUCAGCUCGUCGGCCGCCGUGAACGGAUCUAUCGGGCACGCUCGGUCGAUCACACGGUCAGCAUCGUGUUUACUUCCGGCCCCUAUCGUGGUACCGCAGCGCAACCGGAAAUGUCGACGAAACGAGCCAGGCACGGGGGACGUCGCACCCGCGUGCCAACGCACUCCUGAGCACCACCAACCAGGACUUCCUCGUCUCGCCACCGGGGAUAACCCUUCCUCUCUUCUCUCUCUUCCCUCUUCUGUUUCUCUACCGACCUACCCUCUCGUCUUUCUCUCUCUCUCUCUUUCUCUAUUCGACACCCGUCCUUGUCCCUGUCCUCAUCCGCGAGUCCACCCCGGUCCUUCCGCUCGUCGCCGGUCGCGUCCUCGAGGACGUUGCGCCUCGAAACGUAAUCCGGUGAGGACAGUGGUGGUUCCAUGCGGUCGCACGUGGAUUAUCGUCGGCUGUUAUCGGGAUACGGAGUGCACGGCUUGGUGAACAGGCCUCGAACGACGACGACGGUGCGUCACCGGCACGGCUCGUGAGGCGGCUGUUGGUUUCGUCGUAAAGGCGAACCGGUUCGACCGAUCGGGAAAGCAGCGUCUAGCUCGCGUCUCGAUAUAACCACGACUGACGUCAGGAGCGGGUACCCGCUCCAACAACAACAGCAGCCGCAGCAGCAGCAGCAGCAGCCAUCCUCGUUGUCACCGAUGUCGACUCUGGUGUGCUGCGAGCCGGUCUCGGCCGGACGGUCCCGGGACAAUCUGAAGCUGGUUCUGAACCGCAGCCUGAGCGAGCCAGGACCGCCAGCCAGCGCGUCCACGUUCUUGUCCUCACCGACGUCCACGGUUUCGCCUAGCUCGUCGACCAGCAGCGGCGUGGACAGCUGUAUCGCCAGCGACGGCACAGAGUGUAGCCUGAACGCCAGCGGAAGCAGCAUCAGCGGCUGCAGCAGCUCCAGCAGCGGCACCGACUGCGAGCUUCCGUUGUCCGACGUGCAUCGCCACUACCAUCAUCUCCAUCACCAUCACCACUUCCAUCAGCAUCAGCUGUCCGUAUCGAAACGCUGCAAACUGGAGACCGUGAGCCUACCGGCUAGCCCCUGUUCCGAGAACAACACGCUGCAGAGACAGCUGGUGCUCGAGAGAACUAAGACCAUCACCGCUGAUGAACUGGUGAACCGUCUCUUCACCCGGGACCCUGACAGUCCCGUCUUGCUGGACUGUCGCCCGUUCAUACUGUACAACGUGAACCACGUCAGAGGGGCUAUUAACGUGAACUGCUCGGAUCGGUUCAACCGCAGGAGGCUGCAACUGGGCAAAGCGAGUCUGGCUGACCUGGCCAACACCAGGGAAGGCAAGGAGCUGUUGCGUAGAAGGCAUUACAGGGAGGUGGUCGUCUAUGACGACUGCACCGACGAUGUCGACCGACUGCCUGUUCAGCAUCCCCUGUUCCUCGUCCUCGUCGCGCUGCUGGAGGAUAACAGAGAGCCUGCUCUACUUUUGGGUGGACACAAGGAGUUCCACAGGCGGCAUAGGGACCUCUGCGAGGACACUCUUCUCCCAGCAGUCGCAGCUGGUCCGUCCACAGUGGGCAGUUGUUCCAGCCCUGGGCCAGGCUGUCCGGUAAUAAGUCUGUCUGGACCACCGACUCCCCAACCUGCGGAUAUCGAUAGUCACCCGGCCUCGAGGGUUCUGCCGUUCUUGUACCUCGGGAACGGCAGGGACGCGGCCGAUCUGCAACUUCUUCGCGCGCUAGGUGCCACCAGGGUCCUCAACGUCACUUCACAGCUGCCUGGGUAUCACGAGGAAAGGGGUAUCACGUACAGACAGAUCCCUGCCUCGGAUUCUGGCCACCAAAACCUUAAACAGUACUUCGAGGAGGCGUUCGACUUCAUCGAGGAAGCCCGAAAAGCCGGAAGCAGCGUGUUAGUGCACUGCCAGGCCGGAGUGUCGCGCAGCGCGACGAUCGCGAUCGCGUACAUAAUGCGGCAUAAGGGCCUGUCCAUGGUAGAAGCGUACAAGCUGGUGAAAAACGCGAGGCCCAUCAUCAGUCCUAACCUCAACUUCAUGGGCCAGUUGUUGGAACUCGAACAGGGUCUGAGGGCAUCCGGCGGAGUGGUCGCCGCCCCUGAGGAACCGAAAGGCUGCCACCAGUGUCGCUGGUCUCAUCAACAGAACAGCGAGGAGGUGACGUCCGGUUGCAGCGUCUGAGUCGAGCGAAAUCACCAGGCGAGGAUCACCCGGUUCUCUCGCGUGGACAUCGGGUUCCAGCAGAUGAGAAAGAAGGGAGGAAAACAGAAGAGCCCACGCGCGGUUUGCGAGGCCGUCUCGACGUGCUGCGUCCAAGGACGCGGUCGAAAGACAUACUCUACACAUAUCCUACCGUAUAUCCGUUAAACGAACCGAAGUCGUCGUUCUUCCUGUUUCACACACGUGCGAAGAACUCGGAUCAUACCUUGCUACACGUGCCUUGGCGAUCGGCCCUAGAAACGGGAAAGGCUGAUUUACAGAGACACUUUAUUUCUAUUACCGAAUAACUUAUUCAGUGGAAAAGGAUGAGGACGUUCUACAAAAGAAAAAAAAAUAAAUAAAUAUUAUGAGAGAGAGAGAUCGCGUGGUUGAGCUGUGAACGGUGAGGUUAGAAAUGCGAAGCAAAGAUGUCGCGCGUGACGUAUAUGUUAUAUAUAGACGUUUUCCAUUUUACGGAACCCGAGGACCAACAAUGAUGACGCAGCCAUGCUUUUGGUUAUCACCUGCGCGCGCACCAGUUCCUCACCGUGCACUCGUCAACGACGCGAGCUCCUCCGCGUUGCGAAUUAUUUAUGUGUGGAAGGAGGGAGUGGAAAAUGGAGGGACGUUCACGCGGCGCUAGUUACGGAAGCUUCGUGCAAUCGUCGUGAGGAAAGAGGUGGUGUACUUACGCGACAGUGUUCCGUAGUUCUAUUGGUACAAAAUAUACGUGGUAAGAGGCGCGUUCGUCACAGAAAAUCGUCGUGAAUAUUUUUUUGUUUCUUGCGUUAGUCGGUUGCAGUAGCGAGAGUAUGUAUAUUUGAUUUUAAAGAUGAUACACGGUGUUCCACUUUACUUGGAAAGAUCUAUGCGUUUGUAAUUUAGAAAGUCGAUUUUAUUCUUUCUCGUCCCUUUUAUAUGUGUACAUUUUUGUUUUAAAACGUGUCAGGUGUCCUCGUAUCGAAACGAUUAUUCGGCGGUAAUUACACAUUUUAGAUGCGUUCGGUUAAAUUCUGUUCGAUUAGAGGAGAAUCGUAUUGUAUUCAGGGACACUGCUUCUGAAACGCUGUUGCGGCACGAACUCAGUCAGAUUAUGACGGAGUAAUUGCACCCGGGGUGUCUCGCAGAAUUAUUCUUAUUAUUCUUAUUAUUAUUAUGUUCUUUUUUGGUUUGCCAUCUAAAGACGCGCACGCGCAAAUGGACAGCUAAAAAGGUGGGAUGAAUGUACGUCAAUUGAGAUCAAUAAUAACUAUGUUUGCGUUUUUGCCUUUUGCCUAUUUGUAUCUCUGUAUUCGUAAUAUUACAUUAUUCGAUAGCGAAGUGGUUUAUAUUUGAUAAAAUAAUAUAUCGUUAACCGGAAUUAGCUUAACCACGAGCUCCGUAGCAUUUAAGGAUCUGGUUGAGAUCCAACCAUCGUGAUCUAGUCGUUUGUUGGGAUGUAACUGAUGAUGAUGAUAUGUAAGGUGCGAAAGAGAGAACGAGAGAGAGGGAGAGAGUUCAAAUACCCCGCCAACUAAUUAGAUUAAUGUAAGAACGUCGUCGACAACUCGAGGGACAAACAAUGCGAUUUUAAAAGCGUAAUUAAGAUGCCAAACACGGAUUUUUAGUUCGGAUUCGACGAGUUUCAAGCUUCGGAUAACGUUCUAUGUAGUAACCAAAAUUAUCAUCUGCCGAUCUUGAAAUGUACAUAAAGAAUAAAUACUAACGCACGAGGUACGAAUUAACGAUACUUGAACCGUUCUAAUCGAUGCACGAACAUCGAGUUCAAAUAGUUUGUAUUGCCAGAAAGUUGCCUUCGUUGGUCCUCCGUUCGAGUUAUAAUCGCUUAUUGCGCAACGCGAAUGCGCACACGAAACCUAACCUUAUCGCUGUGUUUAUCGUAGGUUAUACUUUUGCAACGUUUCAGCGAUAAUCUGUACGAUGACGAAAGUUUAGAAAUUAACGUGUCAUUGACGUUGUACAAAACACGACUGCUGGAGGGACAUUAUUACGUAUUUCGUUGAAUCGGUUCGUCGAGUUUGCAAAUUCUUUGAUAUCGAUGUGCGUACAGCCUUAUUACCGUUAGACGAAUUGUGCCGCACGGAGGGAGAUUCCUCGUCUAAGAACUUGGUUUGUGCUAACGAUGGAAGUAUUAUGGGAAUGGAAAAAGCGUUUUUCCUCGCGUGGCACGAUUCAUUUGAAACGCGUGUAUAUCUAGCUUUUAAUCGCUUCUGUCUUAAUACCGCAACGAGUGAUCCUCGUUCGUUCUUGAGAACUGGCGAGAGUAAAUAUCGAUUGUUCAGCAUAGUAAUAAACCUGGGGAAUAGAGAAAAAGAAUCGUGCGCGUAGUUCGCUUCAAUCGUCGAAAUACCUCGAACAACGGCCUAAAUAGGACGUUGGUUAAACGUUAAAAGAAAAAAAAAAAAAAAAAAAAAAAAAAAAAAAAAAAAAAAAA
This is a messenger RNA of Eufriesea mexicana, 5186 nucleotides long. Its product is annotated as dual specificity protein phosphatase 10. Gene Ontology annotation, biological process: peptidyl-tyrosine dephosphorylation; negative regulation of MAPK cascade. Gene Ontology annotation, cellular component: cytoplasm; cytosol. Lineage: Eukaryota; Metazoa; Arthropoda; Insecta; Hymenoptera; Apidae. The record is from RefSeq and is a predicted model, not a curated record. The transcript is spliced from 4 exons. The coding region runs from base 1232 to 2734 and encodes 500 amino acids. Gene Ontology annotation, molecular function: MAP kinase tyrosine/serine/threonine phosphatase activity; MAP kinase tyrosine phosphatase activity; protein tyrosine/threonine phosphatase activity.